Messenger RNA from Anopheles funestus (African malaria mosquito), 1358 nucleotides. Its product is annotated as zinc finger protein 43-like. Gene Ontology annotation, biological process: regulation of transcription by RNA polymerase II. Gene Ontology annotation, molecular function: DNA-binding transcription factor activity, RNA polymerase II-specific; RNA polymerase II transcription regulatory region sequence-specific DNA binding; zinc ion binding. NCBI's taxonomy places the organism in Eukaryota, Metazoa, Arthropoda, Insecta, Diptera, Culicidae. The transcript is spliced from 5 exons. The coding region runs from base 206 to 1255 and encodes 349 amino acids. Gene Ontology annotation, cellular component: nucleus. The record is from RefSeq and is a predicted model, not a curated record.
GCGUAGAAACUUCACAACUUGCCCGAUUUACUGUUAAUAGCUAUAAUUUACAGCUUAAUUUGCUUAUUCGUAACGGAAAAUUUAAAUUCAAAAUCACGAAGCGUUUUCCAAGCGUUUCAUCGCAAGCGUUUCGCACACGAGAUCGAUUGCUUCGGUUGACAGUUGUAAACAUAAACAAAACAUUUUACCGUGUUAUGCACAGCAAAUGGGUACUCGCGUAUGCUCACUUUCUAACAUAUGCAGAUUUUGUCUCUGCUUGGAACAGGAAAAGCUAUUACCAUUCUCGACAUUAAUCGAUAAUGCACUUACCGUACAGGAUAUACAACAGCUAACUGGCAUACAGAAUCUAGAAGAAAACACUUCUCCGUACGUAGUGUGUGAAGAUUGUGAUGAAACGUUAAAUAAGUUUGUAACGUUUCGUGACAGCUGCUUAAAGAAUGAUAUAACGUUUUGGCGGAUUUGUACGAAGCUAAGCGAAGACGGGACAAUCGACACAAGCCACGAAGAUGUGCAGAACGAUGGCACGGAAACGAAAACGUACACCAUUCUGUUCGAUAGCUGUGACAGUGAAAAUGAAAAUAUCGAAGCUACGGCUAGACAACGGCCGCAGCUGAAAAGGAAACGAAAACAUGUAAUAUCAGAAGACACCGGCAAGAAGCUUUGUGAGCUGUGCGGUAGUUUCGUUUCGGAGCUUGGUGCACACCGGCGCAUACACACGAAGGAAACUCCGUACAUCUGUUCGUACUGUGGUAUCAGUAUGACACACAAUUCGAAUUUACUACGCCAUAUCGACUCAGUGCACUUAAAGCGUAUAAUUAAGCGGUGCGAAGAAUGCGACAAAGGUUUUACGAGCUAUUUUAGCUACGGUUCACACAUGCGAUCUCACCACUCAACCGAGAAGAAAUACGAAUGUAAAACGUGCUUCAAGCGAUUUAGUCAUCAUAGUAGCCUAUGGUUACACAAUAUAAGGGCACACAUGGAUGAAAGAAAGUUCAAAUGCACCAUUUGUGGUCUGUCGUGGAAAACAAAGGAAUCACUCAAAACACAUGAACGAUCACAUUCGUCGGAACGACCGUUCACUUGUCAGCAUUGUUCCAAAGCGUUCAAAACUCGUUACGGUUGGAAGUCGCAUGAGCUAACGCACUCUGGCGUUAUAUUUAGUUGCCAGUUUUGUGACAAAACCUUUCGUUACAAAACACUCAUCAAUGCACAUGUUCGUAACGCUCAUCCGGAUGAGAGUCAAACAACGAAAUGACCACUAAAUCACUAAAUAACAAUCCUUACCUUCUUGCGGAACCGCUGUCUGCCAGUCAGUAAGGACAUGGCGAGCAUCUUCACCACCAAUACAGCCACCCAAA